Fomitopsis serialis is the source of this 2322-nucleotide messenger RNA. RefSeq names its product glycoside hydrolase family 55 protein. Gene Ontology annotation, molecular function: polygalacturonase activity. Lineage: Eukaryota; Fungi; Basidiomycota; Agaricomycetes; Polyporales; Fomitopsidaceae. The transcript has 13 exons. The record is from RefSeq and is a predicted model, not a curated record. The coding region runs from base 1 to 2322 and encodes 773 amino acids.
AUGCUGGCGCUUGUCCUUUCUUUGGUGUACGGCUUUCUGGCCUCCGCGCCUACUGCUCUCGCACUAGGGUCCGCGUGCUCUUCUGCGCUCAGCGGCGGGACCGCUGCAGCCACAGAUCCCUUUUGGAUGCAGAACAUCAAGCACCAGGGCUCUUCUGCGUUCAAUUCGGACCCUAGCUCCUACACCGUCUUCCGCAAUGUCAAGGACUAUGGCGCCGCCGGCGAUGGUACUACAGAUGACACGGCUGCUAUCAACUCUGCCAUCUCCGACGGCAGCCGGUGUGGCGAUGGGUCCUGCGCAUCGUCUACUCUCACGCCCGCAGUCGUCUACUUUCCGCAGGGUACCUACUUGAUCUCGGCACCACUCAUUUCGUACUACUACACACAGAUGAUUGGUGACGCGAGGGUACCUCCCACCCUGCGGGCUUCAUCCAGCUUCUCGGGUAUUGGGGUCAUCGGAGCAGCACUCGGGUCCGCUGUGGUCGCAAAUUGCAUGCUGACGCCGCUGCCUCUGCUCACCGUUAGAUGUGGAUCCAUACAUCCCCGGUGGAGCGGCGCGCAAUGGUACAACGACACGAACAACUUCUACCGUGCGGUCCGCAACUUCGUCAUCGACCUCACGGACAUCAGUGCGGCCACCAGCGCGACCGGCAUCCACUGGCAAGUCUCGCAGGGCACGUCGCUCUACAAUGUCGUCUUCCAGAUGAGCACCGCGAGCAACACGGCGCACCAGGGUGUCUGGAUGGAAAAUGGCAGUGGUGGCAUGAUGGGAGACCUUGUCUUCAAUGGAGGCAAAUAUGGCAUAUGGGCGGGAAACCAGCAAUUCACUGUCCGGAAUGUGACCAUGAACGACUGUCAAACUGCCGUCUAUAUGGACUGGAACUGGGGCUGGACGUUCCAGGGCGUGACGAUCAACGGCGGCCAAGUGGGCUUCGACGUGAUGACCGGGGGCACCACCAAGGCCGCCCAGACCGCCGGUGCGAUGGCGAUCAUCGACGCGACCGCGUCCAACACGGCCAUCUUCUACCGCACCUCCAAUUCGUCCAACGGCGCGCUCGCGGGCUCGGUCGUCCUCAACAACGUCGUGCUGAACAACGUGCCCACGGCCGUCACCGUCCUCAACGGCGCCGAGGUGCUCGCCGGCGGCACGAUGACGAUCGACAGCUGGGGCCAGGGCAACGUGUACUCCGGCACGGGCAGCUCCGCGACGUUCACGUCGGGGAACAUCCCCGCGCCCACGAAGGCGAGCGGCCUCCUGUCCAACGGCCAGAUCUUCGGGCGGACGAUCCCGCAGUACGAGGACUACGCGGUGGACCAGUUCGUGAGCGUCAAGGACCAGGGCGCAAAGGGCGAUGGCACGACGGACGACACGGCCGCGCUCCAGGCUGUGUUCAGCAAGUACUCCGGCUGCUCCAUCAUCUACUUCGACGCCGGAACGUACAUCGUGUCCAGCACGCUGCAGAUCCCUGCUGGCACGCAGCUGGUCGGCGAGGCGUGGGCGGAGAUCAUGGGCUCAGGCUCGGCGUUCCAGGAUCAGACCAACCCCUCGCCUGUUGUCCAGGUUGGCGCAUCGGGCUCGUCAGGUAUCUUGGAGAUCUCGAACGUGAUCUUCACCACUAAGGGACCUGCCCCCGGUGCGAUCGUUGUUGAGUGGAACGUCAACUCGCCAACUCAGGGUGGCGCCGGGAUGUGGGAUAGCUACAUCCGGUACCCUGGGGGUACCGCCGGCACAGACCUGGAGGUGGCGCAGUGCCCUUACACGCAGUCGAGCCCGUCGUCGUCUUGCUUCGCGGCCUUCCUUGGCCUGCACUUGACGUCGAAGUCGAACGCGUACCUCGAGGGCACUUGGGUCUGGCUUGCCGACCACGACCUCGACGACACAGCACAGACGGACCUUUCGCUGUACAGUGGCAGGGGUAUCCUUUCGCAGUCUGCCGGUCCGGUCUGGCUGAUUGGUACUGCCCUACUACCAACCUACCCCGUCGCCCCCGUCGCCAUUCUCCAUCAACAGCGACUACGCCGAUCCGAGUUCCCGUCUGGCCUGGCCGCUGCGUGGGGUCUGUACGUCCAGUCAUCGUCCGACAUCAUCGUCUUCGGCGCUGGUCACUACAGCUUCUUCCAGAACUACGCCCAGACCUGCCUCACCAGCGUGGACUGCCAAUCGCAGAUCGUCAACGUCGACACCGCGUCCACCGGGAUCAGCGUAUACAGUCUCUCGACUGUUGGCGUCGCCACCUCGCUCAGCGUCGGCAGCUCGGCCGUCAUCGCGGCCAGCAGCAACCCCGACGGUCUGCAGGACACGGUCACUGCCUGGACGCAGUGA